AUGUCUACUUUCUAUAUUCCUGUGCGGUUUGUGAACGAACCGCAAUCUCCCUACUCCCUUCAGUCCGAAGCGUCUACUCAUCUGCCGUCGUCCCCCGAUCCUGAAGAGACGCUUCCCAAUCCUUUGAUCAAGUUGGAAGAACCCGACUCGCAACCUACACCUGUUGCUGAAGCCUUGGUGUCGGGAGGGACCGCUUCACCUGCUACGUCUACCGCCGAAGCUUCCGCAUCUGAAGAGACCAUCGAGUCUUCAGUUCCUGAUCCUGUGGUCAAGUCGGAAGAGACCGACUCCCAUGCUGCAUCUGCUGCUGGACUGCCCGAACCUGAAGAGCCCGUCGACGUGCGUAGACGAGUCGAGGACCAUGUACAUGCACCUCGCCCGCCUCCUCCGUCCUUUUCCGAUAUCCGGCUGUUUGCAAUAGCCGCGGCCUUUCAAGCCGAUUCCAAUGGCCUGUUCCCCUUCCACUACCAGGAGAGGUACGCUCGCUCGCCAUCGCCCCCUCGCUCUACUGACUACACUGGAAGCGGGUCCGCUUCUUCUCCUAUCCGGGUUGAUACGCCGCCUCCAGCGGAACCCUGCUAUGUCUACCCUUCUCACCCCGAUCCUGAUGUCGAGUUAACGCCCGAAGAGCGUGGUCCUAUCUGGGCCGAGGUUGUACAAGAAGACGCCGUCCUGAACGCGCGUCGACACAUCAAAGAUCUCUUCCGAUCUUACUUCAAUCUUCUGGACGGCGACGUCCUCAAUCACCCGCGUCGUAGUGGAGGUUAUAGGCGUAUGGCGCGAUGUCGACUGUAUGAGAGCAUUAUGGAGGAGCUGGACCGUGUGCUUGAGACUGUAGACCAAGUACAGAUGACUGUUAUAGAAUAA
Molecule: messenger RNA, 867 nt
Organism: Puccinia graminis f. sp. tritici CRL 75-36-700-3
Lineage: Eukaryota; Fungi; Basidiomycota; Pucciniomycetes; Pucciniales; Pucciniaceae
Exons: 1
Coding region: 1-867 (288 amino acids)
Source: RefSeq, a predicted model, not a curated record